Phaethon lepturus (White-tailed tropicbird) is the source of this 3312-nucleotide messenger RNA. RefSeq names its product mannosidase, alpha, class 2A, member 2 (gene MAN2A2). The record is from RefSeq and is a predicted model, not a curated record. The annotation marks the transcript as partial. Lineage: Eukaryota; Metazoa; Chordata; Aves; Phaethontiformes; Phaethontidae. The transcript is spliced from 22 exons. Gene Ontology annotation, biological process: protein deglycosylation; mannose metabolic process; N-glycan processing. Gene Ontology annotation, molecular function: alpha-mannosidase activity; carbohydrate binding. Gene Ontology annotation, cellular component: Golgi membrane.
AGUCAGAUCUCGGUGCUGCAGAACCGCAUUGAGCAGCUGGAGCAGCUGCUGGAGGAGAACCACGAGAUCAUCAGCCACAUCAAGGACUCAGUGCUGGAGCUGACGGCCCACGCAGAGGGGCAGCCGGCAUCGCCCCGCCACAUGCCCAAUGGCUCCUGGGUGCUGCCCCCUGAGAGUCGCCCGAGCUUCCUCUCCAUCUCCCCACAGGACUGCCAGUUUGCCCUGACGGGCAAGGGCCAGAGCCCAGACCUGCAGAUGCUGGCUGUGUACUCCCUGCUGCCCUUUGACAACCAGGAUGGUGGCGUGUGGAAGCAGGGCUUCGAUAUCACUUAUGAGCCCAAUGAGUGGGAUGCUGAGCCCCUGCAGGUGUUUGUGGUGCCACACUCCCACAACGACCCAGGCUGGAUCAAGACCUUUGACAAGUACUACUAUGACCAGACGCAGCACAUCCUCAACAGCAUGGUGCUGAAGAUGCAGGAGGACCCACGCCGGCGCUUCAUCUGGUCCGAGAUCUCCUUCUUUUCCAAGUGGUGGGACAACAUCAGUGCCCAGAAGCAGGCUGCGGUGCGGAGGCUGGUUGGCAACGGGCAGCUGGAGAUGGUGACAGGUGGCUGGGUGAUGCCUGAUGAGGCCAAUUCCCACUACUUUGCCAUGAUCGACCAGCUGAUCGAGGGGCACCAGUGGCUGGAGAAGAACAUUGGUGUGACGCCUCGGUCGGGCUGGGCCGUCGACCCCUUUGGGCACAGCUCCACCAUGCCCUACCUGCUAAAGCGCUCCAACCUGACGGGCAUGCUCAUCCAGCGCGUGCACUAUGCCAUCAAGAAGCACUUUGCUGCCACCCAGAACCUGGAGUUCAUGUGGAGACAGACAUGGGACCCAGAUGCCAGCACCGACAUCUUCUGCCACAUGAUGCCCUUCUACAGCUACGACGUACCGCACACCUGUGGGCCAGACCCCAAGAUCUGUUGCCAGUUUGACUUCAAGCGCCUGCCGGGUGGCCGGAUCAACUGCCCGUGGAAGGUGCCUCCCCGAGCCAUCACUGAUGCCAACGUGGCAGAGCGAUCCCAGCUGCUGCUGGACCAGUACCGCAAGAAGUCCAAGCUGUACCGCAGCAAGGUGCUGCUGGUGCCCCUGGGAGAUGAUUUCCGCUACGACAAGCCACAGGAGUGGGAUGCUCAGUUCCUCAACUACCAGCGCAUCUUUGACUUCCUCAACUCCCGGCCCAACCUCCAUGUCCAGGCACAGUUUGGGACACUCUCUGACUACUUUGACGCUCUGUACAAGAAGGUGGGCAUCGUGCCGGGGAUGAAGCCACCUGGGUUCCCAGUGCUGAGUGGGGAUUUCUUCUCCUAGGCGGACCGGGAGGAUCACUACUGGACAGGCUACUACCCCUCCCGGCCUUUCUACAAGAGCCUGGACCGGGUGCUGGAGGCCCACCUCCGGGGGGCAGAGAUCCUGUACAGCCUGGCACUCGCCCACUCCCGCCAUGCUGGUGCUGACGGCAGGGUUCCCACCUCCGCCUAUCUUCUGCUGAGCAAUGCCCGCCGCAACUUGGGCCUCUUCCAGCACCAUGAUGCCAUCACCGGCACUGCCAAGGAGGCUGUGGCAGUUGACUAUGGAGUCCGGCUGCUCCACUCUCUCACAAACCUCAAGCGUGUCAUCAUCAAUGCUGCGCAUUACCUCGUGCUGGGGGACAAGGACACCUACCACCACGACCCCACUGCACCCUUCCUUGGCAUGGAUGACACGCGCCCCAACCAGGACUCCCUCCCGGAGAGAACAGUUGUCAAACUGGAUGCCUCACCCCGGUUCCUGGUGGUGUUCAACCCACUGGAGCAGGAGCGCCUGAGUGUUGUGCCGGUGCUGGUGGACUCCCCAAAUGUGCGUGUGCUCUCUGAGGAGGGGCAGCCCCUGCCUUCCCAGCUCAGUGUGCACUGGGGCUCCGCCACUGACGUGGUGCCUGACGUCUACCAGGUAUCUGUCCUGGCCCGCUUGCCUGCACUGGGGCUGCGUGUGCUGCAGCUGCACAAGUCCUUUGACAGCCAUGCCGCACUGAAGUCCUCCGUGCGCCUCUACCUGCACGGCCGGGACUUGCCUGUGCACAAGCAGGAGGCUAUACCCAUGCACAUCUUCCCGGCCACCGCUGAGGACUUCUGCCUGGAGAACCAGCACCUGCAGGCCUGCUUCUCAGGACGCUCGGGCCUGCUGCAGAGCAUCCGCCGAGCUGGAGAGGAGCGGGAGCAGAGGGUGAGCAGCAAGUUCCUCGUCUACGGCACCAGGACCUCCAAGGACAAAAGUGGAGCCUAUCUCUUUCUGCCUGAUGGCGAGGCCAAGCCCUACGCCCCCAAGGACCCCCCAGUAGUGCGGGUGACAGAGGGACCCCUCUUCUCAGAGGUCGCCAGCUACUACCAGCAUGUCCAGACUGUGGUGCGGCUUUACAACGUGCCAGGGGUGGAGGGCCUGUCCCUGGACAUGUCUUGCCUGGUGGACAUCCGUGACCACAUCAACAAGGAGCUGGCCCUGCGCUUCAGCACUGACAUUGAGAGUGAUGACACCUUCUUCACAGACCUCAAUGGUUUCCAGAUCCAGCCCCGCAGAUACCAGGGGAAGCUGCCGCUGCAGGCCAACUUCUACCCCAUGCCUGCCAUGGCCUACAUCCAAGACACGCAGAGCCGCCUGACGCUGCACACAGCCCAGGCCCUGGGGGUCUCCAGCCUUGGCAGUGGCCAGCUGGAGGUGAUCCUGGACCGGCGCCUCAUGCAGGAUGACAACCGGGGCCUGGGCCAAGGGCUGAAGGACAACAAGCGGACCUGCAACCGGUUCCGCCUCCUCCUGGAGCGCCGUGCCACUGCCAACAAGGAUGGCCGCCCGAUCAGCUUCCCCUCCCUGCUGAGCCACAUCACCUCCAUGCACCUGAACGCCGAGGCCCUGGUCAUGCCCGUGGCCCAGGAGAAGCCAGCCCCGCCAGCCCUGCGCUCAUUCGUGCCCCUUUCCACCACUCUCCCCUGUGACUUUCACAUCCUCAACCUGCGGAUGCUGCAGGCAGAGGAUGACUCGCUACCCUCAGCUGAGGCAGCCCUGAUCCUGCACCGCAAAGGCUUUGACUGCAGCCUGGAGGCCAAGAACCUGGGGUUUAACUGCACCACCAGCCAGGGCAAGCUGGCCCUGGGCAGCCUGUUCCAGGGGCUGGAGCUGGGCUCACUGCAGCCCACCUCGCUGACCUUGAUGUACCCGCUGGGCAUGGCCUCCAACAGCACCAACAUCCACCUGGACCCCAUGGAAAUAGCCACUUUCCGCAUCCGCCUGGGGUAG